Molecule: messenger RNA, 1329 nt
Organism: Suillus subaureus
Lineage: Eukaryota; Fungi; Basidiomycota; Agaricomycetes; Boletales; Suillaceae
Product: Pkinase-domain-containing protein
Exons: 8
Coding region: 126-1175 (349 amino acids)
Biological process (GO): regulation of transcription by RNA polymerase III; protein phosphorylation; DNA damage response
Cellular component (GO): protein kinase CK2 complex; nucleus; cytosol
Molecular function (GO): ATP binding; protein serine/threonine kinase activity
Source: RefSeq, a predicted model, not a curated record
CUAAGGAAAACAACACCGUGGGUAAACACGAAAGACUUGCACCAAACACUGGUGCACCCGGCACCAGCUCUCGCGAAGGACUCUUUGACAAUCAUCCACUGAACUGCUGAUUCUGUUCUCAUUCCAUGGUGCGACCUCCAACAAAAUCUGUAGCGCGCAUCUAUCGAGAUGUCAACGCCAAUUUUGGCCCUGCAUGGCAUGAAUAUGAUAACCUUCAAGUGCAGUGGGGAACGCAGGAUCACUAUGAGAUAGUGCGCAAAGUUGGCAGAGGAAAAUAUUCAGAAGUUUUUGAAGGUGUCAAUGUAGUUAAUGAUGAGAAGUGUAUCAUCAAAGUACUCAAGCCCGUGAAAAAGAAGAAAAUUAAAAGAGAAAUCAAGAUCCUGCAAAACCUUGCGGGUGGUCCAAACGUCGUGGCCCUCCUCGAUGUCGUCCGAGAUCCUGCUUCGAAGAUCCCCAGCCUAAUAACGGAAUAUGUUGACAACGUCGAUUUCAAGGUUUUAUAUCCUCGUUUCACUGAUUACGAUGUCCGCUUUUAUAUGUUCGAGCUUCUCAAGGCAUUGGACUUCUGCCACUCAAGAGGAAUAAUGCACAGGGAUGUUAAGCCUCAUAAUGUCAUGAUUGAUCAUGAACAGCGCAAGCUGCGGCUAAUAGACUGGGGCUUGGCUGAAUUCUACCACCCGAAGGUUGAAUACAAUGUCCGUGUGGCUUCACGUUACUUUAAAGGACCAGAGUUGUUGGUAGACUUUCAAGAAUAUGACUACAGCUUGGAUAUGUGGAGUUAUGGUUGCAUGUUUGCGUCUAUGAUUUUUCGCAAAGAACCGUUUUUCCAUGGUCACGAUAACUAUGACCAGUUGGUCAAAAUAGCAAAAGUUCUUGGCACAGACGAGCUCUAUGCAUAUAUCGACAAGUAUGGCAUACGGCUGGAUCCUCAGUACGACGAACUCCUCGGAAGGUACCCUCGGAAGCCUUGGACGCGGUUCAUCACAUCUGAAAACCAGCGUUAUAUAUCGAAUGAAGCGAUCGACUUUUUGGAUAAGCUACUACGGUAUGACCACCAAGAGAGAUUGACUGCUCGCGAAGCCCAAGCACACCCUUACUUUGAACCCGUCCGUAACCCCGUGUCUGGCACUUCUGCCGACGGUGAAAGCGAGGACUCGGGAGCAUCAUCAGCCUAAUCUAUAAUUCACUUCUCUUCAUCUCUGAUUGUGAAAGUUUUGUACUUCCUUUGCAUAUGAUCAUGUCAAAACAACCUUCCCAACCCGAUAAGCGCGUUCUUUAGUGCAAACAAACUGUGUGUCUUCAAGAAAUACAGCUUAACUGAAAUCAAGC